Molecule: messenger RNA, 2180 nt
Organism: Sardina pilchardus (European sardine)
Lineage: Eukaryota; Metazoa; Chordata; Actinopteri; Clupeiformes; Clupeidae
Gene: slc30a7
Product: solute carrier family 30 member 7
Exons: 11
Coding region: 73-1248 (391 amino acids)
Biological process (GO): intracellular zinc ion homeostasis; zinc ion import into Golgi lumen
Cellular component (GO): cytoplasmic vesicle; Golgi apparatus; membrane
Molecular function (GO): zinc ion transmembrane transporter activity
Source: RefSeq, a predicted model, not a curated record
ACUGAAGUUGAGGGAGCCCCGUGUGUACCGUACGUUACUGGGGGAUUUCACUGGGUGUAGGUGUGGGUAAAGAUGUUACCCUUAUCAAUGAAAGAUGACGAAUAUAAGCCUACAAAAUUCAAUCUCGUCGCCAAGAUUUCAGGAUGGUUUCGAUCAAUUCUCGCGGACAAAACCUCUCGGAACCUGUUCUUCUUCCUGUGUCUGAACCUGUCAUUUGCCUUCGUGGAGUUACUCUACGGCAUUUGGAGUAACAGUUUGGGCCUCAUCUCCGACUCCUUCCACAUGUUCUUUGACUGCACGGCUCUCCUGGCCGGCCUAGCAGCUUCAGUCAUCUCACGGUGGAGAGCCAACGACUCCUUCUCUUACGGGUACGUGAGAGCAGAGGUGCUGGCCGGGUUUGUCAACGGCCUCUUCCUCAUCUUCACCGCAUUCUUCAUCUUCUCCGAGGGAGUUGAGCGUGCUCUGGAGCCGCCUGACGUCCAUCACGACCGGCUCCUCCCCGUCUCCAUCGCCGGGCUGCUGGUCAACCUGGUGGGCAUCUUCGUGUUCCAGCACGGCGGGCACGGCCACUCACACGGCGGGGAGGGUCACGGCCAUAGCCACUCCCUCUUCAACGGCAGCGCAGGCCACGCCCACAGCCACGGCGACCACGGGCACAGUCACGGCGGGCACAGUCACGGGGGCCACGGGCACGAUCACGGCCAUGACCACGGCCACGACCACGGGCACGGGCAUGGAGGCCACGGGCACUCCCACGAGGAGCCCUGCCACGAUGACCACAGUCUGGUCACUGGCAAGGUCUCCAGCAAACAGAUCCUGGAUGGAGUGUUUCUGCACAUCGUGGCUGAUACUCUGGGCAGUAUCGGCGUGAUCAUCUCUGCACUCCUGAUGCAGAGGUACGACCUGAUGAUCGCAGACCCCAUCUGCUCCAUGCUCAUCGCCAUACUCAUCGGAGUCAGUGUGAUACCUCUACUGAGAGACUGCAUUGGAAUCCUCAUGCAGCGGACCCCCGCCUCCCUGGACAACGCACUGCCAGAGUGCUACCAGCGGGUGCAGCAGCUGCAGGGUGUGUAUAACCUGCAGGAGCCACACUUCUGGACGCUGUGUACGGACGUGUACAUCGGAACCCUGAAGCUGCUAGUGGCGCCCGACGCCGACGCAAGAUGGAUCCAGAGCCAGACACACAACAUCUUCACACAGGCUGGCGUGAGACAGCUCUACGUUCAGAUUGACGUCGCAGCCAUGUAGAGGACACAUGAAGGUUGUGUGUGUGUACUGUAUGUGUGUGUGUGUUCGCUCCCUGCUGGGAGUGAAGGGACCAAAGCCCCGCUGCUCUGUGUGGGGUGGGGGGGUGGGGGACAGGGGCGCACUCACCCCCCCUCCCCAAUCUGGCCUUUCUCUUGUGGCCCCCCCAGGACCACGGCCCUGCGCCCCCCCGCCAACGCCGAAUGGACCUCUCGGUCUUAUCCACACCCCUCCCUACCCCCCCCCCCCCCAUUUUACAGUGGGAUCUCCUCCUUCUGUUUUUGUUAUUUUUAGUCUGAUUUUGUGGUUGUACCAAUUGAGUGUUUAUUUGAUCUGUGUGUAAUCAGAAUGUGUGUGUGUGUGGGUGUCAGUCAGGACAGUCUGACCUUAAUUAAGGAGUGAGUCCAUCUGAAGUGUGUUUUCUGCCCUAAGUUGCAUCAGGGUGGGAUGAAUGUGUGAGUGCUUGCGUGUGUGUGUAAGCGUGAGAGUGUGUGUCCGUGUGUGUGUGGCUCCUCUACAGACAGGAGCCAGUCUUUGACUCUGGGGCUCUUAAGUGCCUUGAUUCCAAUUACAUUAUGGACAAUCUGUAUAAUGACAUCACUUCCUCCUGUGAGAUGACAUCACUUCCUCCCAUCCCAUGACGUGGGCGUGUGUGUCAGUGUGUGUGUUGAGGACUUUCAGUCGAUUCCAGCGGACUCCAGCUGAGAUCACAUCCUGUGGACGCUGGACCUCGACAUUCAAAUAUCCUGUCCCAUCAUGUUGUUUUGACACCAGCCUCACCUGUGUGUGUGUGAGAGAGAAAGAGUGUGUGUGUGUGUGUAUGUGUGUGUGUGAGUGAGAGAGAGAAAGAGUGUGUGUGUGUGAGAGAUAACGCGAAAGUGUGUGCCUGUGUGAGAAUUGAUGCAGUGAGAUGAAGUAAAGUCAUCAUUUCUUUA